This is a messenger RNA of Fusarium venenatum, 1896 nucleotides long. RefSeq lists its product as uncharacterized. The record is from RefSeq and is a predicted model, not a curated record. NCBI's taxonomy places the organism in Eukaryota, Fungi, Ascomycota, Sordariomycetes, Hypocreales, Nectriaceae.
AUGAGAUUUAACAUCGUAGCGUUCGCGUUGCUUGGAUUCGUGGUUGCUUCUCCAUCUGAUGUACCAGAUAUCGAGGAUGCGAGCCCCGAACACGUGACCUACUGCAUCGCCUACGAAUCGACUUACCUCGUACCGGUACCCAUCGGCACAAACUCUUCGGAACCCAGUUCAUUUGCAACAGAAGAGCCAGGCUUUGUAGCCUCUGACUCUACAAACCUCCCACCGUUCACUUCAACGAAAAAAGCAAGUACUUCAAUCACUACUGGGAACACUGAGCAACCCUCAUCGCCCACCGACGACACUAUAGCUCCACCUGCUCUUUCACCUAGAGGGAAGCGUGUUAUAUUCCUCGUCACACCUUUCGGCGAACUCACCAAGCGUGACGUUGGAAGCUUCGUUGGCAAAGAUAAUCCCGAUGUCUGUACUUUCGCUACAGUCUAUGUCCUUGGUCAGGGCCGACUCUUUGAAGGGAAUUUCCCCAUUUCUUACUCGGGGGAGGACUUCCAACAGCUCCACUCCUCGACUUCACCUGGUGCUGAUAGCAUCACUACCACUUUUGGCAGCGAAGGGGGCGUUCUUGGGUUCUCAAAUCCUUCUUUACCGGGCGGUAGAGCUUCUUUCUGCCAGACCCCUUCGGAUGGCCAAGUUUACAUCACAUACAACUCCAAACCAUCUGGAUGCGUUUUUAUUACGCUUAAUAUCUACGAAGUCGAACGAUGCAUCAACGGAAAGAUUGAUGGCCUUGAAACCACGACCUAUGGCCUCAGCCGAUCCGACAGUGUAUACGUUACAACUGAUCCUUCCGCUGAUAUCACCAUGUCGAAUACUCCUGAAACAGAAGUCCUGGCAAUAAGUGAAAGCAGCAAACCGGAUAAUACAGAUGAUCUCAGCUUCACCAGGUCAUCGGAUGCAGCCGGUAUUGUAUUUCCUACACUAUCGAUUGCCUCUACAGGGCCCUGGAAUAAUCAGACAUCAAUUACAUCAACACUCUUCCGAGGCUCUGAUAUCCCAACAUCAAUCGAUGACAUGGCCUCGAACACAGACCUGGCCCCUUCUUCAACAUCAAGAGAAGGGUCAAUUUCUGAACAUCCACUUGAGCCCUCCUCUUCAACCACCCCUGUUUUUGUGAAGACAGAAGAUCUCGCCUCCAGGUCUGGCGAAUUAUCCAGUUCGGAGGACCUUUCAAACCAUUCAGAUGUUGAGAGCAGUACGACUGAGACAAGUGCUGCAACCGGAGAUCUCAAUUCUUCUGAUACUCUCGUAACAACAAUGGAAUCCAGGACAGUGGACUCUACUAGAACUUCUACUGAUACAACUACUACCACUCAGGAGCCAGCUCUGGUCGCUCGCAGUGUCACCCGUAACGGUAACUUUGCUAUAUCAGACCCCAACUCCCCUAGUUCCGUUGAGGGAUGGACCAUCAAAGGGGAAGCUAUUCAAAGCAAUGGAGAUGGCUACAAGGGAGAUGGCAGUACUGAUAACGGUUGCGUUAUACUUACCGUGUCGGGAGUGACAGACGCUCGCCGCAAGCGAGCCACUGUCUCUUCUUCUAUCGAACAAGUCUUGACCGGUCUAGAUACGACGGUAGAGUAUACAGUACAGUUCUACUAUUUGGUCACAGGCACUUCUAAUACUGGAUCUUGUCAAGUCAUUGGACGUGCUGGGUUACAGGAGUUCUAUUCUGAGGAUAUUUACUUCUCAGAAUCCAGCACGCCAUGGGAAAAGGCUAUUGGCACCGUUAUGGCGGAUGUAGAGGAGGCUCCUCUCGUUUUUUCUUUGUCCUGUACGGGAGGCGGCAGGGCUAAGAUCCUUGUGGACUCAGUUUUUGCUUCAAAUGAGGUAACACCCAGCAAUAUAGACGAUUAUGAGUUGGAUUAUGGGGAUGAGGGUAACUGA